This is a messenger RNA of Tinamus guttatus (white-throated tinamou), 1403 nucleotides long. The record is from RefSeq and is a predicted model, not a curated record. NCBI's taxonomy places the organism in Eukaryota, Metazoa, Chordata, Aves, Tinamiformes, Tinamidae.
GGCGGCCCCCCCAUCCACUCCCUCAACCUGCACAUGCAGGACUUCGUCAAGGUGCUGGGCCUCAAGCACCGGCGCGAGGUGGCCGGCAAGAGUGCCAUCUUCAGCGGGGAGCACUUUGUCUUUUUGCUGAACCUCUUCCGCCUCUGGUGGCACUACGGCAUCAGCUUCCUGCGCCUGCAGAUGGGGUUGGAGUAGGUGAUGGAGAAGUUCAUGAGGAUCUACAAGUACCAGGCGUACGGCUAUGCCUUCUCCAGCCUCGAGGAGCUCCUGCGCUCGCUGGGGGGUGAGGCCUUCGUCAACAUGACGCAGCGCUCGGUGGCCGAGUCCCUGCUGGAGGUGGGUGUCACGCAGCGCUUCGUGGACGACGUCAUCGCGGCCGUCCUGCGCUCCAGCUACGGCCAGUCCGUGCUGGUGCCCGCCUUCGCAGGAGCCAUGUCGCUGGCGGGAGCCCAAGGCAGCACGUGGGCGGUGGAAGGAGGCAACAAGCUGGUGUGUUCGGGGCUGCUCAAGUUGACCAAAGCCAACGUGAUCCCUGCCAGGGUGACGGGCGUCUCUCUGCACAGCUCGGAAGGGAGAGCCCUGUACCAGGUGCACUACGAGGACGGCGAGGGCCAGGGCUCGGGUUUCUACGACAUGGUGGUGCUGACGGCUCCCCUGCACCCCAGCAAGAGCAACUUCACCUUCCAGAACUUCGAGCCGCCCAUCACUGACUUCCCCGGGGCCUUCCAGCCCUCCGUCACCUCCGUGGUGCACGGCUACCUCAACUCGUCCUACUUCGGCUUCCCCGACCCCAAGCUCUUCCCCUUCGCCAGCAUCCUCACCACCGACACCCCCAACCUCUUCUUCAACGCCAUGGACAACAUCUGUCCCGUCAACAUCUCCUCGGCCUUCCGGCGCAAGCAGCCGCAGGAGGCCGCGGUGUGGCGAGUCCUCUCCCAACAACCGCUGGACAAGCAGCAGCUGAAGACCCUGUUCCGCUCCUACUACUCGGUGCAGGUGACAGAGUGGCAGGCGUAUCCCCACUACGACGCCGCCAAGACCCUGCCGCCCAUCGUGCUCCACGACAACCUCUUCUACCUCAGCAGCGUGGAGUGGGUGGCCAGCUCCAUGGAGAUGGUGGCCGUGGCAGCCAAAAACGUGGCCCUCCUGGCUUAUAACCGCUGGUAUCAGGACCUGGAGAAAAUCGACCAGAAGGACUUGAUGCACAAGGUGAAGACUGAACUGUGAUGCCCGGCGGGGAAGGUGGGCCAGGAGCUUCUGCGUGUGGUAGCCUUGGGGGUAUUUAUUGCCUUGGGGACAGCACGGGGGGCUGGGCUGGGGGACGGGGUGGUGGGAAGGGGAAGGGCUGUGUCCCAGGUGACCUGAACAUGCUUUGCCUCCAGGAAUACAGUCCCUGCCCUGUG